UGGCGGUAACAGAUCAAACAAAAACACGGAAACCAGUUAGUUAGCUGUUUAGUAAAAACUUUAUCAGUUUAUUAGAAGAUCUUAUCCGGCUACCAAAGAUGUCAAAUGAACAGACUUUGAAGAUUUUGUGCAUACAUGGUUAUAGGCAAAAUGGACAAGUUUUUAGGGAGAGGACUGGAGCUUUCAGAAAAAUAAUAAAGAAGCAUGCUGAUCUUGUUUUCAUGACAGCUCCAAACAGAGUACCACCAUUAGAAAGAGAUGGUGGGGCUGCUGACAGCACCAUAGAUACAGAUGCAAGAGGUUGGUGGUUUUCCAGAGGUGAAGAUAAUUAUUACAAUCCUCUAGAUUACACAGACAGUUCCAAAGGUUUUGAAGACUCAUUACAGUGUAUAAUACAGACAUUUAAAGAACAGGGACCAUUUGAUGGAAUAAUAGCUUUUAGUCAAGGAGCUGCCUUUCUGUCACUUUUAUGUAGCAUACAGCAAGAAGAAACAGCUUCUCCAAUUAAAUUUGACUUUGCCAUAUUUGUGUCUGGUUUUAAGAGUCGACAAAAAGAGCAUGGCCAUUUUUAUGACGUCACUAUAGAAAUACCUACCUUACAUGUGUUUGGUGAAACAGAUCAAGUGAUUGCAAAAGAGAUGAGUGAAGAUUUACUACAAUGUUAUAAAGAACCAAUGGUACUACAACAUGCAGGUGGACAUUUUAUACCAGCUUCCUCAGCUCAGAAAAAAAAAUAUGUGGAAUUUUUAGACCUGAUGAUUGCAAGGAAAAAAUAAAAAUAAAAUACUGA
Molecule: messenger RNA, 790 nt
Organism: Mytilus californianus (California mussel)
Lineage: Eukaryota; Metazoa; Mollusca; Bivalvia; Mytilida; Mytilidae
Product: esterase OVCA2-like
Exons: 8
Coding region: 99-776 (225 amino acids)
Biological process (GO): response to retinoic acid
Cellular component (GO): nucleus; cytoplasm
Source: RefSeq, a predicted model, not a curated record